Molecule: messenger RNA, 5774 nt
Organism: Linum trigynum
Lineage: Eukaryota; Viridiplantae; Streptophyta; Magnoliopsida; Malpighiales; Linaceae
Source: the annotation of a GenBank genome assembly
UAAACUACUGAUACUCUUUAAUAGUUAAUAGUAUGUCUAUAGUUAUAGAAUACAUAAAAUUAAAUAUUUUAAUAAUUAACUAAUAUUUUAAUAAUAAACUAAUACGUAAAUAUUAGUUUUAUACUGUCCGCGUCCCAUAAAAUUAAACAUAAUGGUUAAAUAAGAAUGUACAAAUAAUAAGAAUAAAAUUAUUUGUACAAGCAAAAGAAUGUAAAAUUCAAAUCACAAAAGGAAAAAAAAACUCAAAACGGUUCGGUUUCGGGUUCACCCGAACCGAAUCAAACCCGCCAGCAUAAAUUUCGGGUUCCAGUACCCGAAACCCACAAAGUACAGUUUCGGGUUGUGUGGCUCGGGUUCGGGUUUUAGGUUUUUCACGGGUUUCAGGUUCGGUUACCCGAUCCGAAUCGAACCAACAGGCUUAGUUGAAAUCAAUUGGUUCUUGACAUGGUAUAAGAAUCUUCUAUAAUCGAGAGAUCUUAUGUUCGAAUUCUGACGAGUAACGACCCCAUUAAUUAAGCGCAUGGUAUUCCAUCAUGUACAAACUUAAACACCAUAUGAGUGACUUUCGUUUAAAGGAGCAUGUUAGUAUAUAUGACAAAAGAUCCAUUAUUAAACCUCUCAAACAACUCGAAUUAUUUGAUACAAACUAGUUCUUGACACACAACGACAAGAUGGACAUGAAAUUUUGAUAUGGAGUCUUGAAAACAUGCAUAUCAUAUCAAACCUAACGUCAAUGACAGAUCCUUAUCUCCCCGUGUUUCUUGUUUUUCGAAUAGCUUUGAUUGAUAAUCACUGUCAUUAUUUUUGGGUUUGUGCAUUUGGCAUGUUUUUUUAUUUGAUAAUUUGACUUGGUGGGAUUUGUGAUGGGUUUGAUCGUGUUGACUAUCAGUGGCAUAUAGGUCUGUUGAACCUGGUUUAAUCGUUGUCGGUUAUGAAACUAGCAUAAACAUCAUUGGUGGCGGUAUGACUUGUAUGGUUGAUUUACUAACUCUAAGUAAAAUGACGUCGUUUUAGUAAACUUGAUUGAUAAAAAAUGAAUUUAUCAUGUGUCUUAUGAAUGUAAAAGUUAAAAGUUGAUGUAAUUUGUUGGAUUCAGGUAUAAACGUUUAGAUAUUGGCAUCAAAUGUUGUAUUUAAAUAUGAGUAUUUGUUAUUUUAUUUAGAAUGUCAUAUUUUAUUAAGUCUACAUGAACUGGCACAAACCUGUUGUACCACUGAUCGUACCAUUUCACUUGCUAAACCGACACAUCGGUAUAAACUGCUUUGACAACCUUGAUAUCCACCCAAUCCGAUCCAAUAAACAUCAACCAGAUUUUGAUUUUGUGAGUAGGUUUUGGUUUAGUGUUCUUGAAAUCGAUAUCUAUGGAUUGAAUGGGGAAAUUAUAGGGGUGUUCAAAUGGUUACCAUGGUAAUUACCAAACCAAAUAAGUAUAAAUACUAUUAACCAUGAAAUACAAUAUCAUAACCAAAUCGUCCAAACUAAUACAACAACCAAAUUAACCAAACUAAAGUUUAAUCGGUUUGGUUGAUUGGUCAACCAAAAUAACCAAUAUACCACCACAUUAUCAUUAAGUGAGAAAAUGUUCUAGUUAGUGCAUCAAUUUGCAAUUUAUAUAAUAAUUAACACAUAACAAUCAACAAAUAAUUAUAGUUAACCUUGAGCAUAAAUACAUCUAACUAAUACAAUUAUCUUACAUUUGACUCUUAACUCUUAAGUGGUUAUGCAAAAGUAUUAAGUAUGUGCGUAUAAUAUAUAAUAUAUAUGGCUAAUUACUUAACUGGUUAAUUUGGUUUGAUUGAUUAGCAAUGUAUGAAACCAAACCAAACCACACCACCUAAACCAAACAAGCUAAACUUUUUAACCAAACCAAACCAAAUAUUCAAAUUAACCAAACCAAAUUAUCCAAAUACUAUCAUUUAAUAUAAUUACCACGAUAACCACACCGUUUGAACUUUGAACACCCCUAGUAAAUUAGCACAAAAUCCACCCAUCGGAUCUACAUAAACCUACCCACCCAAUGGUUCAAAUUCGGUUUGAGAUUUGAUAGAAUUCGGGAACCCGAUAUGCAUAAUUUCGUUUGAUUUGAACCGAACCGACCGAAUGCCCACCCCUAACCCAACCCCUGGAGGGCGAGCAGCACAUAAUCACAGGUGGGCCAAAUCUGGGUAGUUUCGGAAACAAGGAAAAGAUCUAGAGAGAGGGAGAGGGGAAAAAGGCUCAAGAUAGGGUGAGUAACCUUAGGGUGAGUAACAAUGAGUAACCAAAUCUGGACCCUUCUUUUAAGUGGUUGCAGAUCUAAGGAUGAAGAAUUAAAGAAAUUUAUUUUCCCUAGUUUUCUUAAUUGGAUCAUAUCUUCUUCAUUCUAACUCGGAUUUCAAUUUUUUUUUUGCACAGAUGGAACGAGUUCGUUGUGCUCUACAAAAUGAUAUCCAUUUUCAAUAUGUUUUGAGAAAAAAAAAAUUCCAUCCCUCUCGUUACCAACUCCAUACCAUAUGGUAUCUCCUUCGUUGUUUAGUCAUUUUCAGAAAUUUUUGCACAAAAGGAACGAUUUAAUCAUGAUCUAUUGGAUUUCAAAAUUUUCUGGGGGAAAAAAUUACAUACCUCUCGUUACCAACUCCAUACCAUACUAUACCACCCUGGUAUGAGGUGGUAUUUUUCAUACCAUAUGGUAUGUUGUUAUUUAAUACCAGUCAAUACCAUAUGGUAUUGACUAGUAAUAACUGGCAAAUUUUUUUUGUUCAAAAAAAUAUCAAAGUGGAUAUCAUUUUGAAUCGUUACCAAUUCCAUACCAUACUAUACCACCCUGGUAUGAGGUGGUAUUUUUCAUACCAUAUGAUAUGCUGUUAUUUAAUACCAGCAAUACCAUAUGAUAUUGAUUGGUAAUAACUGGCAAAUUUUUUUUGUUCCAAAAAAUAUCAAAGUGGAUAUUAUUUUGAAGAGCACAAUUAAUCUGAUCUAACUGUGCAAAAAAAAAAAAUUCCGAGUUAAAAUGAGUGAGAAAUCAGCCGUUAAAGAUUAAAGGAAAAAAAAUUAAUGAUUUUUUCAAAAGAGAGAAGAAGACGCUGAUGUGAUAGAUUUUUAUUUGCUUAUGCAUGAGGUUAUUUGCCACAAAGUUAAUCACUGAAUUUGCUCGCGGGAAAAAAUGCCGGCUUUUAGCAAGCUGGCAGAUGGGCGUUCCGGAGUUGAGUUCUCAGCCUCCCUGGUUUUGAUUGUUGGCUGGCGGGAUCGCCAUGGCCUCGUAACAGCAUUAAACAUAAAAAACUCCGCCAAAUAUUUUAUUUUCAUUUAAUUUUAAUUAUUUCCUCACGCAUUUAAAUAUUGGAAUUUCCAUUUUUCCUCAGCUAACAUUUCGUCGCAGCGGUGCAGUUCCUUUCCCCCUCUUUUUUAUUUUUGCUCCUUCGCCAUCACCACCAACCAUCGUCACCUGAUUUCUGUUGACUCUCCUGGGAAGGUGCUUUCUAGGGUUUUCGGCUGCUGCUGCUGCUGCCGCUCGGCGCCAAAACCACCAAAAAUAGAAAAUGGCUUUCUCCAGUCUCGUCAGAUCCGCCGCCGCCGCACCUCUCGCCGAUGCAGCUUCCCGAUCCACCCUCUCCCCUUCCUUCUCCUGCGAUCGCAUCAAGGUUUUUAGCGUUGGCUUCCCUUCAAAGGGCGUCUUCGGUACCCCGGUUCCAACUACCACUUCUUCAUUCCAGACGCGCAGUGGAAGAAGUAUUCAGCCCAUCAAAGCCACAGCUACUGAAAUUCCUCCCACUGUUCUGAAAUCUCGGACAGCCGGGAGGACAAAGAUUGGGAUCAAUGGGUUUGGUCGUAUCGGAAGAUUGGUUCUGCGUAUUGCCACAUCUAGGGACGAUGUGGAAGUGGUGGCAGUCAAUGAUCCUUUCAUUGAUGCUAAGUACAUGGCUUACAUGCUCAAGUAUGAUUCUACUCAUGGAGUUUUCAAUGGAUCCAUCAGUGUUGUGGAUGAGUCUACCUUGGAAAUAAAUGGAAAGCAACUCAAAAUCUCUAGUAAGAGGGACCCUGCAGAUAUCCCAUGGGGUGAUUUAGGGGCUGAAUAUGUAGUUGAAUCUUCUGGAGUCUUCACAACUAUUGACAAGGCUGCAUCUCACAAAAAGGGAGGUGCUAAGAAAGUGGUCAUAUCGGCUCCCUCUGCCGAUGCGCCAAUGUUUGUGGUCGGAGUCAAUGAGAAGACAUACCAGCCAAACAUGGAUGUUGUUUCUAAUGCCAGCUGCACAACAAACUGUCUUGCUCCGCUUGCCAAGGUUGUUCAUGAGGAGUUUGGUAUUCUUGAAGGGUUGAUGACAACUGUUCAUGCAACUACAGCUACCCAAAAGACAGUAGAUGGUCCAUCGAUGAAAGAUUGGCGUGGGGGCCGUGGAGCUGGUCAAAAUAUCAUCCCAAGUUCUACUGGUGCAGCAAAGGCUGUUGGAAAGGUACUUCCAGAGCUCAACGGAAAGCUUACCGGAAUGGCUUUCCGUGUGCCAACACCUAAUGUCUCUGUUGUGGACUUGACUUGCCGGCUUGAGAAAGGUGCAUCAUAUGAUGAUGUGAAAGCUGCUAUUAAGUAUGCAUCUGAGGGGCCAUUGAAGGGUAUUCUUGGAUAUACUGAUGAGGAUGUCGUUUCCAAUGAUUUUGUUGGUGACUCAAGAUCAAGUAUAUUCGAUGCGAAGGCUGGGAUAGGGUUAAGCAAUUCCUUCAUGAAGCUGGUGUCUUGGUACGACAAUGAGUGGGGAUACAGCAACCGCGUGCUGGACCUCAUAGAGCACAUGGCACUGGUGGCAGCACAGAAGUAAGAUGGUGUUAGAGAGGGGAGGUUCUCGGCUGUAAUUGCUCAUGCUGCUGUGUUGUUGGUCGAAGGAUAGUAGUUUGGGAUUUGGUAGUGGUUUUCUUCCAUUUUGACGUGAGAGUUUUCUUUUUGUUGUUGAUUUCAAUGUCAAAGGCAAAAAUAAUUGUGUUGAAUUGAACACAUAUUGACGUCAGUCAAGCUGGGACUGGCACAUACUCUCUCAAUGUACGAGAAUUGAAGCAUGGUGAACUGAGUUAGCCUCCUUGCUUCGGUCUAAUUUGCUCUACAGCUUAUAUUAUUAUAUGAAAUGCCAUACUGAUUCAGGAGUUAAUUUGUUCGCAUUAGACUUCUGCUUCAUCGGGGCAAAGUAGGUUGGCUCUUGAGUCUUGAGUAUUGGUCUGUUAAGAGCCACAACAGAUACAUUUAUGUCAUGUCAGCCCUGUUUGAGCUUCUGAACUUUCACAAUCAAGAAAUAUGCCACGCAGCCAACUUCUGUAACUAGCCCAAGGGUUAGAGCAUCAUCGUGAUUCGUGAAGGUGAUCUUCGAGACCCACAUUCGUGAAGACAAAGAGUUGGUUAGCUUUUGGAUUAUCUAACUUUGUAACCUUAAUCGCUAACUUAGAACCUAUUACUACACACACUGAAGUUGAUUGAACCUAUAAACCGGACGAAGGAAGGGACUUAUAUCAAUGGAAUGAAUGCUUAUCAAUAGUAUGAUAAGUUGAUAACUAUUAUUUUUUUGUAAACACUGAUUAAAUCUAAUGACUAUUCGUGGAGCGGUUUUCGGUUUCUCUGGGUGACGGUAUUGCGGAAGUGGUUAAAAAGGAAUUUGGGCUUAUAAAGUAGGUUUGGUCUUUCUAAAAAGCGACAUCUCAGCCGUAGAAUUUGAUAUCCAAGAGCAGGUAAAACAUGACACAAAUUAAUAUAUAUAAAUAUAAAAUGUAGUUACUGUUGAUUUCUUACUGUUCACUAAGAAAUCAACUAAUGUCAA